Messenger RNA from Teleopsis dalmanni, 1032 nucleotides. Its product is annotated as protein tantalus. The transcript has 2 exons. The record is from RefSeq and is a predicted model, not a curated record. The coding region runs from base 30 to 896 and encodes 288 amino acids. NCBI's taxonomy places the organism in Eukaryota, Metazoa, Arthropoda, Insecta, Diptera, Diopsidae.
UUAAUAAACAUUUUUUAGUUAAAUAAGAUAUGGAAGAUAUUGCUUUUAUUUUAAACAAAAUUUCUAUAAGACAAGGAAUAAUACCAUUAAUAGAAAAUCGUUUCUCGAACUGCAACGCUGACAACUUUAAUAAUUUUCGGCCAGUAAACAUUUUUGACGCAAUGGCCACCAGCAGUGUUGUGGCGACUUCUUCUGUCAAAACAGAUCAUAAGCAAAGUAGUUCCAAUGAAGCUAGUGAAGAGGAUGAUGAAAAAUCAAUUGCAGGUGGUGGCAUUGGUACAUUAUCGCAACGCCGCAGUAUGCCAUCUCGUGCCUCAAAAGAAAACUCAAUGUCAAAGGUUAAGAGACGCACUAUUAUGAGACCCACCAAACGUGAUGUAUCGAGAGCAAUUGAUUUUUCAUCAAUGCGUUUUGAAGAUGUAAAGAAAAUAUAUUUGAACCAAAAGCUGACUAAUUUCCGACCAUCAAAAUUGGAAACGAUUUUUGAGGAACCACAAGAAAGUUCGGAAAACUGUGCAGAAUUCAAAUUUAUUGGUCCUCGUAAAAUAAAGCGUUCCUUGUCUUGUUCAGAUGGAUUGAAUAUAAAUAAGUCAGUUAUUAAGCAACGUCGUGCAAAAAUCAAAAAAACUUUCGGACGACGUUUGUCAAUUCGUAUGUCUAAGAAAAAAUUUGCAAUUAAUGAUUUUAUUGAAAGACUGAACAAAAGCGUUGAAGAAGAAACCAAGCAUGAAUCCAAAGACGAAAUAAAUGCAGCUAUAGACAUUAUACAAACUAAUACAAUUGCGUGUCAAACCUCUUUUAGCAUCAAGGAAGACCGUUUAGAAGAAAAAGAACAAUGUUUAGAAAUCACAUCACAACCAAAUUUCUUAAGCUCAACUGAAGAGGACCUUAUAUAAGAAUCCAUUUUUUUUUUUUAAUAUUAUUAUCUACUCGACUUAUUUUUGAUGAUAACGUAUUUAUAUUGAUAAGCGUAUUGGAGAAGUGUUGGAAAUAUAAGACUUAAGCAUUAGCGCAUAAAUUAUUUUAGAAGUU